AUAUGCCGCGUCCAAACGAAAAAAAGAAAAAAAGAAAAAGAAAAAGGGUCGUUGACGAACCAAAAAAGAAAAAGAGAGAGAAGAAUAUACUGUAAUCAACAUUUCUUUCCAGUUCCAGUACUCAUUUUGCCGCGAAAUUAUGAGUUUCUUCAAUUGGGCCUUCUUGAUUUUCAUUCUUCCCUUCUUUGGUCCACUACCCACUUGCUCAGCUUCUUCUUUGAGCUCAAAUGAACUCUCGGAAAUCCCCAAAAAUUUCCUCAGUUUUGCCAAAAACCCAGAGGUUUUUGAUUGGAUUGUGAGCAUUAGGAGGAAGAUACAUGAGAAUCCAGAACUGGGUUAUGAGGAAUUCGAGACCAGUAAGCUUAUAACUUCAGAGCUUGAUAAGAUGGGUAUUCCCUACAAACACCCAAUUGCAGUCACUGGUACCAUCGGCUUUAUAGGUUCUGGAAAAUCCCCUUUCGUCGCGAUUCGGGCAGACAUGGAUGCUCUUCCUAUGCAGGAAAUGGUGGAGUGGGAGCACAAGAGUAAAAUUCCAGGAAAGAUGCAUGCUUGUGGGCACGAUGGUCAUGUUGCUAUGCUUCUUGGUGCUGCGAAGAUUCUUCAAGAGCAUCGUGAACUAUUACAGGGUACAGUUGUACUUGUUUUUCAACCAGCAGAGGAAGGAGGUGCAGGGGCAAAGAAAAUGAUCGAUGCUGGAGUACUAGAGAAUGUUGAAGCUAUCUUUGGGCUGCAUGUUGCUCCUGACUUACCUGUAGGUCAAGUGGACUCCAGACCUGGACCUCUUUUGGCUGCAAGUGGCUUUUUCGAAGCAGUGAUUAGUGGAAGAGGAGGUCAUGCAGCGAUUCCUCAGCACUCAAUAGACCCAAUAUUAGCAGCGUCAAAUGUGAUUGUCAGCUUGCAGCAUCUUGUUUCACGAGAAGCUGAUCCACUGGACUCUCAGGUGGUAACAGUCGCAAAAUUCCAAGGAGGUGGUGCAUUCAAUGUUAUUCCAGAUUCUGUUACCAUUGGUGGCACCUUCCGAGCCUUCUCAAAGGAAAGCAUGAUGCAACUUAGGCAGCGAAUUGAGGAGGUAAUAAUAAGGCAAGCCGCUGUACAAAGGUGCAAUGCAAGUGUUAAUUUCCUGGAAAAGGAGAACCCGAUCUUGCCUGCUACCAUAAAUGACAAAGGGUUGCAUAAAUACUUUCGAAAUGUUGCAGGAGAUAUGCUCGGCAUUGCUAAUGUUAAAGACAUGCAACCAUUCAUGGGGUCUGAGGAUUUUUCGUUUUACCAAGAGGUGAUACCCGGUUACUUCUCCUUCCUUGGAAUGAAGAAUGAAACAAAGGGAAAGACUGCAUCACUGCACUCUCCCUACUUCAAAAUCAAUGAAGAAUCACUACCUUAUGGAGCUGCACUUCACGCGUCAUUGGCUGCUAGGUAUUUUCUUGAAUUCCAACCCGAAACUCCUUUGAUGAAUGAGAAACAUCACGAUGAACUUUAAGGUGCUUCUUGAUAACCAAUAUGGACUUGAACUGGUCAUUUUGCCACACCAAUUUCUUGGGGUAUUGUAUUGUGUUUUGGUGAGUGAGAAACAUCAUUAGCCUUUUAAUGGUUUUUGUUGAAUAGAGAGUUCAAAACUUGUUGAAAACAAAUGCUUUAUUUGUUGGUUUUGAGGAUUGGUGUUGGUAUUUGAAGGAAGCAAUCCAAGUGGUUGCAUAGGCAUGACUUGGACUACAUCAGUGGUGACAUGAUAAUGUAACUGUGUAACUGGUUGUAUUAGGUGAUCCUCCUAAAUCAUCCAAAACAACAGAAGUUGACACUAAUGGUUAAUAGAGAAUGGGAAUUAAGAGCCCUAAUUUGAUGGGGCUUUGUCCAUGGAUGAAAAUUUGCAACAUUUUCUCAUUCUGUUAGAAGCAUUUUUCGUUUUGUAUGAGUAAAGAUUAUUUAGCUAUCUAGCUAGGACAACAGAUUUAAUGCUUUAUAGUAAACACAAGGUGGCAUAGUGAUAUUUCCUCUCAUUUCA
Molecule: messenger RNA, 1999 nt
Organism: Cornus florida
Lineage: Eukaryota; Viridiplantae; Streptophyta; Magnoliopsida; Cornales; Cornaceae
Product: IAA-amino acid hydrolase ILR1-like 4
Exons: 5
Coding region: 140-1477 (445 amino acids)
Biological process (GO): auxin metabolic process
Cellular component (GO): endoplasmic reticulum
Molecular function (GO): IAA-Ala conjugate hydrolase activity
Source: RefSeq, a predicted model, not a curated record